Molecule: messenger RNA, 342 nt
Organism: Darwinula stevensoni
Lineage: Eukaryota; Metazoa; Arthropoda; Ostracoda; Podocopida; Darwinulidae
Source: the annotation of a GenBank genome assembly
AUGGGACUAAGAAACGACGAUGCCAUUCGCCCUCGAACUCAUCCUGCAGACGAUGCAUUUCCUGCAGAACUUCACAAUCGUAAGGUGCCAAGAUCUGUCCUUCGAGUCUGUCGUCGUGCAGGUAACGUUCCCCAAAUGAAGGUAGGGAGCGAUCCGCCUAGGUAUGAGAAAUGCGAGGGCGAAGGAGAGCGGGGCCUGGCAAAGGUACGCACCAACAUGGAAAGGAAGGACUGGACUCUUGAAAAGGGUUACCGCGAGGACGGAAUCACCACGAAAUUUACAUAUGAUCAUGAGACGAACGCAUACAUCUUCUUUGGAGAGGGUAUGGCCAUCAAACUAUGA